Molecule: messenger RNA, 4376 nt
Organism: Chelmon rostratus (copperband butterflyfish)
Lineage: Eukaryota; Metazoa; Chordata; Actinopteri; Chaetodontiformes; Chaetodontidae
Gene: tp53inp2b
Product: tumor protein p53-inducible nuclear protein 2
Exons: 4
Coding region: 518-1483 (321 amino acids)
Biological process (GO): positive regulation of DNA-templated transcription; autophagosome assembly
Cellular component (GO): autophagosome; nucleus
Source: RefSeq, a predicted model, not a curated record
UCAGCUGGAGGCAGCAAUAAACAAGAGGAAAAUCUGCAGCGGAAAAAAUAGAAGAGAUAAAAAAAAAGCUGCAGAUAUUAUGAUCUGAAAACAUCAGUGUAAUAUUUUUACACGAAGCCCUUCUUCUAAGAAGAAAGCCUUUUAUUUUUGUAUAAUGGUGUUUUAACUACCUCACUUAAAGAAAAUCUAAAGCUAUGCUUUAAGAAUUGUCGUUUCUACUGUGUGUGAGAUCUCGUUUACAACUUGAAUAAUAUUGCAAAGGCAGGCCUUUGCUCCAAACCAAGUGAAACCUUACAUUUGCACUAAAGAAGCCUGUCUAGUCCUGUUUGUCAAAACCGAGAUCCAGCAAAGGGCUUCAAUUGAAAAAAGAGACUCAAAAAUUCUGACAAAGAAUUGCAUAAAACAGCAACAAGUGAUACGUAAACACAAAUAAGAAAUUCAAAAAGGCAGCUACAGCUUUUUCUUUGUGGACAACAAAAAGCACCCGAGUCAUCGAUACUUGACAAUACAGGUAGCCAUGUUCCAGCGUCUGAGCAACCUGUUGUUUGGGGAGGUAGAAGAGGUGGCAGCUGAGCUGAAAGGACCCAACCCCUGUGUGACGGAGGCUGACGAGGAGGGAUGGAUGCUCGUCAACCUGCCUGAAGAAUCUGACUGCAUGAUGCAAGCAAAGGAUGAGACGGGAGUCCCACUGAUUGCACAAUCAUUUCCAGAUAGUAACCAAUCAAAUCAUCAAGACACACAUACGAGGACUGAAUGCCCGGCCCCCAUUCCCCAUGUGCCUCACAAGCGCCGUAGGACACAUAAAGGUCGGGCACGAGGUGCCGUAGCAUCAUCAGACCCUCUGUCUUGUCCGAGCGCUAGCCCGUCAGACUUGGGUGCCACUACACCUGUGACCCUGCCGAGACGGGCCAGGCUGUCCACGCCCUCCUCCACCCCGUCAAUGUCUCCUGGCUCUGGAACUGAGUGUGGGGGCAGUGGGGGUAGCAGUAGGGCAGGCCCAGAGAGAGGCAGCAUGGAUGAGAGCUGGUUUGUCACCCCUCCCCCCUGUUUCACUGCAGAGGGAGCCACAGCGGAGGCCAGCCCGAUGGAGGACCUGCUCAUCGAGCACCCCAGCAUGUCUGUGUACGUCUCCUCGAACAACUUGUCCAUGGUCUCCAACAGCAACUUGUCUGUGCUGGGAGAGGAAAGCAUUGUCAGCCUGGCGAGCAGCGUGAGCAGAGUGGCCGAGCCAGCUGCUGCCCCCGCCACCCGCAGCAGUAUGCCCACCAGGGUGAGCCGUGGAGCAGCUGCCCAGGCCGGAGCUCUGGCCAAGGUCACCCAAGUGGCCAGGGUCCAGCGUAGCAAAGCCCGCAUCGAGCGGCGCCAUCUGGGCCGCAAUCGCAUCCAACGCCAAAACCUCACCAGGGAGCAGGUCCCCCGCCACGCAGCUCACGCCAGAAACACCUUCCUUCACCAGCCCAGCAAGCGCAACUUCUGCCACUAAACUCCCCAGCAGCCAGGGGGCAUCGUUUACUCUGAGGGCAUUAGUAGUGCUUUGUCAACUCCAAGACACAAAAGAUUAAAUGUAUUCACCCACUGCAUAUUUGAUUUCAUUUCUGCAUAAUAUAUCAUAUUACACUCAGAUACCAGUAGACCAGUAGCUUUUUUGUUUUGGAUAAGUCACAAACUGACUCCACCUGGUAGUUCCAUGCCCCAUUCUGCUGUUAUGAACCAAGCCCUCUGAGUAGAUCUGUGUAGAUUUUUAUUAUACAUAUUGUCCAUUGCAGUAUCCAAACAACAAAAAAAAGUCUUCAAAAUAUUUAUUCAGUUUGUACUUAGUAACAAUAAUGUCUGAAAACUACUAAAAGUUUAGCUCUAUUGAUUUUUUCUCCUAUCUUAGUAAACUAUUCUCUUUUCUUUUACUCUUUAUCAAGCCGUUUUUUAAAACAUAUUCAGUAAUUAAAUCCCUCCCUCAAAUAUGUUGUUAAAUUUGGGGAUAAUGAUUGGAAUUUAAACAGCCAUGUGUACUUUAAGACCUUUCUGGUGGAAACAAUGCAAGACAGAGACGAGUUAAGCCUCAGUAUCUUAGAUCUCCAGAUCUUAGCAGAGAAAACAACUCAUUGUGUCUUCGAAACUUUAUUGUGCAGGUGAUUUUAUUUCUGUUUUUCAGAGUGGGUGGAAGGAUAUACCGUGUGUGACGAGUGAGAGAGGAAAAUCAUCAUAGGAAACAAAUGUUGUGAUAUUUCUCUCUUCUCACUUCGUGAAGGAUGGGAGCACGUAGAGGAUGGAGAGAGCAUGAGCAAAACAGAGUAAAGAGUAAAAAGAAAUCAUCGAGUCACGAUGAAUUAGGACUAGAUAGUACUAAAAGGAAUGUGGUUAAGAUGAAAUGGUCAUAGGGAAGUGUUAUGUAACCCUCUGAGCAGCCCUUGUUUUGCAUAUUUAAUCUGUGUUCCACUGAAUGAGAAAUGAGGCACCUUCUUUUUGUGAACAUGAAGAUUUGUGUUUAUGGGCACCCAUAACAGAUGUAUAAAUAGAAAUGCAAAGGAGUAUAAAUGGAGUUGAGGUGAAAGGAUAAAGGGCUUGUCUUUGGGUUGCAGGGUAUGGCAGGUUAUAGUAAGUGCAGAGCGGUAUUGAUGGCAACUCUUUAUUUUGUUUUGUUGUUUUCUGCUCAUUUUGUCCCGUAAAUUGUAGCAUUAUUUUCCAGUCUCUCCGUCUGUGUGCUUCCACCAAAGAAAGGAAAGAAAGCCUGUUGCUGUCGGGCAAAGACAAAGUACACAUUUGGCUUUAAAAGACAACAAAUAAAAAGAAAUUGCUCCCUGUGGAUCAUACACAGCAUAUUGAUCAUUAAAUGUGUGGUCUGUAAACUAAAGCAACGUGCCCGGCACACACAAGCCAUUUUCAUCCACUGUGUGUGCUGUGAUCUUAUGUUAUCCAUGUGAACACCAAAAAGAAAGUGCAAGCUAUUGGUGCAUCAGUUCCUUUCAUUGUCACUGACUGCCCAGGAGGCAACUGUUGGGAGAAAGGGGGAGAAACGUCUCCUUAAAGCCUAACAACACCCACCUCUCCCUCACAACACAUUCAGAACUAUCAUCUUGCUUAUGGAUGUGCAACCCAUUGCUCUCUUACAUCUGCUCCAUUGCCAUCUGUCCCUUUCUCAUUAGCACAUCCAGCACUAACAGAGUCCACUUAAAGAUCUAGCCUACUGAUAUGUAUUCAACAACAAUAGUAAACAAUGGUGCUGAAGUGUAUACUAAUGUUUGUAAAUUAUUUGAGACAUGGAUGUAAGUUUGCACUGUCAUACAUUUUUGUGAGUCGACGUUUUAGCGGUGUGCCGUGCGCUUGUUUUUUCUUUUGUGAUAUUUUGUUUUGCUUUUCUUUUUUGUUUUUGAUUCAAAUUGUGUGUGAGAAGGUGUACUGACACGUCAAAUGCUAGAAACUCUUUAAAAAGACAUGAAUAAUGGUCAUUUAUUUGUCUUGUAAAUAUUGCAAAAACAAUUUAUAACGCUCUGGUAGAUGUCAAAGCCUCUCAGGACUUGUGUCCACAGCGUUGUGUCCAAUGGGACUAAUGAGAAUCCUCUCUCUGCCUCACCUCUGUGCUCGUUAUCAAAUCAAGAGGGCAUUUCAGUGGCCAAAAGUGUUUUUGCCCCAGCUUCAGUCUCAUCUCUUUGAGAUGCGACCAGCACUCGACUCAGAGUUGACGUGCCAUAGGCAAACACUGCCCUCCAGAGGGUCCACUUAGCACAGCUCUAGCUGUAUGGAUGCUGGUGAGGAUACAGUACAAUGGUUUUAAUACGAUCUGUACUGGUGUGUUCAAAAGGACAGCUUGAGAGUCACUGGCUCCAUUUCUGAUUGUUUGGAAAGCUGAAAUGUCUUGUCUCAUUUAGAUCUUUUAGAUAAGAAAGACAAAGGAUUUUCCCUUGAAUCACAUACCGCACAUUUUUUGUUUCUGCCAAUAAUCCUAUAAAUGACUGUUUAAUUCAAAAUCUGUUAAUAUCUGUUAAUUGAUGAUAUAAUUAUGAAUAUGAUUUUUUCUGUUUAAAGAUGACUAUUAUGUAUCCUGAUUGAUUCCUCUGAGUGGAGCAGUAGAUGGAUCUGAGGUGAUGAGUGUAACAUGCACACACACACGCUAACACAAAGCCAUCUCUAAGUAGGCUUCCUCAUUCGCCAGGGCUUAGCAUUCUAACUGAUCGUGUCUCCGAGGUUGAAUUUGGUUUGCCUAUUGUAAAAUCGUAUAUACAGAGUGAAAACAGGGUAAUAAUGAGACAACGGGUGGAAGUGUGUGUGCAUGCAAAAUGUAAAGAUCAUCACAGAUCCCCAUCUGCCGCAACAAACCUGUCCAGUUUUCCUUAUUUUCAUUUCUUCCUUUCUCACCUGUGUCAUGUAAAAAGGAAACAUGC